AUUUUUAGAGUUUCAAAGGAAGCUACACCUAAUUUCAUCGACGGAUUUCAAAUUUCAUCUAAAAAUAUAUUUUUAGAUGAAAUUAGAUGUAGCUUCCUUUGAAACUCUAAAAAUCAGCAUACUGCUAACAGCAAAAAAAAUCCUAGGGGGCCCAGGAAAAUGCUAAUUUUUUCGCAAACUCCGAGUGCAAAUUUUUUUUGAUAAAACUCCAUCAGUUGGGUUCAGCAUACUGAAAAAUCCUGGGUACGCCACUGAGAAUAUGACUGAGCUAAUCCAUGGAUGAAAAUAGUCAUCAGAUAGAACAAAAGUAGUCAUAGAUGCAAAGUUCCUUGAUGCUGUCUUCCAUGAUGAUACUGGAAUUACAAUGACAAAAAAAUGGCUUCCCAAUUUCUCCGUGCUGUUAUGUUCGAUCGAGCUGAACAUUUUUUUUUAUAGGCCCUCGACAUUUUUUGAAAUGGAUUUAUUUUUAUUUUUGUCAUUUGAAUAAAAAAGGCAAAAUAUCGAGAAAGAAUCCUAAAAAAAAUUGUUUUGAAAUAAAAAAGCCGCCAAUCCGAAAUAAUGUAUAAUAUAUGUGAAAAAAGUUUCAAUUCGAUCGAACAUAUUAACCCGAAGAAACUUUGGCACUUCUGUACUUUUUUUUCGUGAAAAAGUUGGUUUGAGAAGAACGCGAAACACUUUAUAGUUCCUACAAAUUUGAUUUCUUCUCAAUUAUUUUAACAUUUAAAGACAAUAUUUGUACUCAUUAGAUAGAUAUUACUUGAGACUAUACAAUGAUCACAAAACUUUGGAUCACGAAAAGCAAUAGAUGAGAACCGAAAAUAAGUUCAGCAAUUUUGUAUUUAUUUCUAUUGAUGAUUAAUGAAGGAAUUGGAGAACCGAAACUCAACGCUAAAAAAUUGGUUUAUAUAUCAGAUUGCCGAGCGCAUUAUGCUCUACAAAAUGACUAUAUUUAGUUGUCAUUAGCACUUGUUCAAAACGACUUACGUAGAUAGCAAAUGUCUGUUUAAUCAUUGGUCAGUCAAUUUUUCAAGACGUUAAAAGAUUCUUUCAUUACUAUUGUAUUAAAAUAUACACAAAAUUGUUCAGUUCAUCUUCGGAAACGAUAUAAACUUCUUAUUCUAAUCCACAAUUUGUAUGUCAAAAAUGAAUAAAAUAUUAUCAGACACUUCGGAUCAACUGUUCUGUUCAAACUAUUUCGUUAGUCAUUUCAAUGAUUCUAUCAUUUCUUUCAUACAACAUUACAUUCCGAAUUUCUGAAUUUAUAUUCGAAAAAAGCACAAAAUUUCAGUCAUAAUUGAUAGCUUUUCAUCUGUUGAGCAUACUUUCAAGAGCGUCAAAACUAAACAAACCUAUUUGUCUAAAAAUUUUCGGCACAUUCGUUAGAUAAUAUUAUAGAAUACGAUCUCUUUUUUUUAAAUAAAUAGUUCGAUUUAUAAGCUCAUAUUCUUUUGUUUCUAAUAGAUUUAGUGAUAAAACAAAAAAUGAUUUUUAUCAUCGUGAUACAUUUACAAAAUAUUCUGGAAAAUAUGAUUAUGUUAAACUUGAUUAUAAUCCAUCGACUUCGAAAAAUAAUGAUAAAAAUGAUGAAAACAAGAAAAAACGUGCAGAAGCUCUUGAAGAACUCAAAAGUCGACCAAUACCAGAAUCAAAACUUGAUAAACGUGUUCAAAAUCUUAUCGAAUUAAUUUGUAAUGUACGUUUAAUGGAAGAAGCAUUACUUGAAAUGAAAUUCGAUGCAAAAAAGAAUCCUCUUGGUAAACUUAGUUCUGCACAAAUAAAAGCUGGUUAUGCAGCAUUAAAAGAAAUCGAAAAUUUUAUCAAUACAAAUAAUUUCAAUGCUGCUUUUAUGGAAGCAAAUAAUACAUAUUAUACACGAAUUCCACAUGAAUUUGGUCGUCAUACUCCACCAUUAAUAAAAACAACUAAACAAUUAAAACAUGAAAUGGAAUUACUUGAAGCACUUGAUGACAUUGAAGUUAUAUUUAAUACUUUAAAUACUGAUACAAAUAAUCAUGUUAAUCCAAUCGAUCAAAAUUAUGAACAAUUAAAAUGUAAAUUAAAUCCAGUUAAUAAAACAGAUAAUAUUUAUCAAUUAAUUGAUAAAUAUCUUCAAUCAACACAUGCUGCAACACAUCAAUUAUAUAAAAUGCAAAUAGAAGAUAUAUUUGAAAUAGAAAGAGAUGGGGAAAAAGAAAUAUUUAAUGAUGUUGGUAAUAAAAUGCUUCUUUGGUAA
Molecule: messenger RNA, 2233 nt
Organism: Rotaria sp. Silwood2
Lineage: Eukaryota; Metazoa; Rotifera; Eurotatoria; Philodinida; Philodinidae
Source: the annotation of a GenBank genome assembly